Molecule: messenger RNA, 619 nt
Organism: Pneumocystis carinii B80
Lineage: Eukaryota; Fungi; Ascomycota; Pneumocystomycetes; Pneumocystales; Pneumocystaceae
Exons: 4
Coding region: 46-573 (175 amino acids)
Biological process (GO): snoRNA guided rRNA pseudouridine synthesis; ribosome biogenesis
Cellular component (GO): box H/ACA snoRNP complex
Molecular function (GO): box H/ACA snoRNA binding
Source: RefSeq, a predicted model, not a curated record
UAUUUCAAAACAUUCCACGAUCUCUAAAAAUUCAAAAACUUUUUAAUGAGCAAACAACAUUUUCAGAGUCAUAAUCAAAACAGAAAUAAAUGGAAAGGAUAUAAUAAUACUUCAUCCAAUGCAGGUAAUGUUGAAAUUGGUUCAUUUGUACAUGCUUGCGAGGGAGAAAUGUUAUAUGCAUCAACACAUACAAAAAUACCGUACUUUAAUGCCACCAUAUAUCUUAAAAAUAAUUGUUUGAUUGGAAAAGUUGAUGAAGUUCUUGGACCAAUAAAUCAGGUAUAUUUUACUGUUAAACCACAGGAAGGCAUUGUUGCGACUUCAUUUAAUCCAGGAGACAAAGUAUAUAUUGAAAACGAUAAACUUUUGCCUCUUGAGCGAUUUUUAUCACAGCCUAAACCUGCCAUUGCAAAAAAAAAACAUGGUAUGUUUCAAGCUGGUAAUCAAGCCAAAGGUAACAGGUUUCAUCAAAAAUUCAAUAAGAAAGAUAGAUCCUCAAUGGGCAAUCGAAAGAAUUUUGGAUCUUUUAGAAAACCUAAAGCUGGCCAAAGAAAUUUUAAACGCAAUCGCUAAAAAAGCUUUAAAAAAAUAGCUUUAAAAUAAAAAAUCUAACCGAAAA